This is a messenger RNA of Paramecium sonneborni, 666 nucleotides long. NCBI's taxonomy places the organism in Eukaryota, Ciliophora, Oligohymenophorea, Peniculida, Parameciidae. The record is from the annotation of a GenBank genome assembly.
GAAGAAUGUUUAUAUAAUACUGGUAAAUAAAUUGAAAUGAAUUGUGCUAGUAUUUUAUAAUUUAAUAACAAAUUAUUAACUGAUAUGAAACAUUUUAGGGAUUCUGUUAGUCCAGAAGUAAGAAGAUUCAUAGAAUAAUUUAAUAAUUGUUAAAAUGAAUAGAAAUAAGACAAAUAGACAAGUACAGAGGAAAGCAACUCCUCAAUAUUGAUAGAAAGAUAAGAUGAAAUAAAUAGAAAGUAAGUGACAAUGAGAUUGGCAGAUGAGUAAUAAAAAGAGAAUAAAUAACCUUAUUUAAAAAUAUCAAAGACUGUAAGUGUUUGUUCAAAUUCUAAUUUUUAAUGGAGCAAUGAUUAAGAUAGAUAUGUUGAGAUAAUAGUAUAAAAAGUAAUAGAAGAGAUGGAUAGAAGGAAUAACAAUAAAAGAAAAUCUAUGUUAAGUAUUGAAUAGAACACAGUUUAAAUGAAGAUAGGUCCUAAAAAUGAUUGUGAUUGUUAUUUAGACGAUGAUUCUUUCAUUAGAUAAAUGUAUAAUAUAUUAAUUGAUUAGUCAAUAAACUUUAUUGAAUGUUUAGCAUACACCAAAAAAAGUUAAUAAUUUGGAAAGUUUUGAUUUUCGAUAGAAAUAAUUCAAAAUUUAAUGAGAGUAAAAAUUAUAGAAAUAAAG